Aethalodelphis obliquidens (Pacific white-sided dolphin) is the source of this 462-nucleotide messenger RNA. It is a transcript of the gene NPSR1, whose product is annotated as neuropeptide S receptor 1. Bases 109 to 408 code for a protein of 99 amino acids. Lineage: Eukaryota; Metazoa; Chordata; Mammalia; Artiodactyla; Delphinidae. The transcript has 2 exons. Gene Ontology annotation, biological process: positive regulation of release of sequestered calcium ion into cytosol; neuropeptide signaling pathway. Gene Ontology annotation, molecular function: neuropeptide receptor activity. Gene Ontology annotation, cellular component: cytoplasm; plasma membrane. The record is from RefSeq and is a predicted model, not a curated record.
ACACACAACUGUUCUAAGUAUUUCUGAGAGAUUCCAGGUGCUAAGGAAGCUCCUAGUUGAAGCUGCAAUCAGGGCCAACACAGAGGGCCCCCUGGGCUGUGGGCUGCUAUGGUGCUAACGGCUCUUUUCUCCCCAGCCUUCAUCUGCUGUUGGAGUCCGUACUUCCUCUUCGAUAUCUUGGACAAUUUCAGCCUCCUUCCAAACACUAAGGAGCGUUUCUAUGCCUCUGUGAUCAUUCAGAACCUGCCGGCCUUGAAUAACGCCAUCAACCCCCUCAUCUACUGUGUUUUCAGCAGCUCCAUCUGCUUCCCCUGCGGGGAGCAAAGAUCACGGGAUUCCAGAAUGACAUGUCAGGAGAGAACUGAGAGGCAUGAGAUGCAGAUUCUGUCCAAGCCAGAAUUCAUGUAGACCCUGAGGCAGUGGUAUUGCUAGCCUGAGCCCCAUCGGCUCUCCUGGGUCCCC